Messenger RNA from Notolabrus celidotus (New Zealand spotty), 1465 nucleotides. RefSeq names its product meiosis-specific, MEI4 homolog (S. cerevisiae) (gene mei4). The transcript is spliced from 5 exons. NCBI's taxonomy places the organism in Eukaryota, Metazoa, Chordata, Actinopteri, Labriformes, Labridae. Gene Ontology annotation, biological process: homologous chromosome pairing at meiosis; DNA recombination; oogenesis. The record is from RefSeq and is a predicted model, not a curated record. The coding region runs from base 149 to 1327 and encodes 392 amino acids. Gene Ontology annotation, cellular component: lateral element.
GGAUGAUCAAACGGCUGACGGCACAGUGUCCACGAUUACAAUGGUAGCCGUUUUCUCCGUAACACCGAAGCGGCAAACUAACGUUAAACAAGCGCUUUAAACUCCCCACUAACGUUACUGAGGAAGAUGGAGUGAAGAGGAGCCGUGUAUGGAAAACCAACAGAUACAUUUGAAAGGAGCCGGUCAGGUGGCGUGGAUUCCGCAGAAAGCUCGAGUCGCCCUGGCGGUGUCGAUAAUCAAGAACAGGCCCGUGGGUAUGAGUGGCAGAGAGCACGCUGAGGCUUUAAGCUGCAAGAUGAGGAGUCAGGAUGAAAGCUGGAAGAAGAAAGCCCAGGAGCUGCAGCAGGAGGUGCUGAGGCUGCGGCAGGAAUCACUGAUCGCCCGAGUGACGUCCAACACAAAGAGCUCCACACUGACUGCAGGUCAGGACAACUCCAUGGACAUGUCUCAGGAUCUGUUCGGCCCAGGAAGUUUGGCCUGCAGCCCUGACCUCCAAGCAGACUCAGAGACCCCUGAACUCAUGCUGCAGGACCCCCAGCCUGCCCCCACUCCCCCUCAGCCUCCAGUCCUCUCCAGUCAUCAGGGAACUCCUCACCUUAGACCUGCUCUCCCUCACGUGGACUUCCUUCAGUCCCUGUGCGCUCUGCACCGAGUCGAGGGAAACAGCAGAGGUCUGGAGUCGCUCUGGUUCUGCUCUGACGGAGAUGCCGGAUCAGUGCUCGCAGACUCAGUGUGCCAGCUCCUUAAAUCGGUGGUGUCUGCGUGCAGGGACCCCCCUCCGCUUGGACCCGAUGACCUGGUCCUCCAGGGCUGCCAGGUGGUGGCCAAAGUGAUGGAUCUGUUCUGCUCUCAGAGGAUGCCGUCCACAGAGUUCACGAGGCGGGUGGAGGAGUCCCUGAAGGAGCUGACUGGGAUUCUGCUGCACGGUCAUCAGCUCAGCGGGCUCCGGGCUGCAGAGAGGCUGAUGGAGUACCUGAUCACGCUGGGGAGCAACAGCAUGUCAAAGUCCUUUCUCAUCCGUCACAUCCUCUCUGAAAUCAGCACUCUGGCUGAUCAGCUCUGGCAGGCCUUCCAGGGGACCUCAGCGUUGGACCAGUUUCCAGUGGACCAGUACCAGAACUCGUGCUCCCUGUUCUCCGUGGUGGAGCAGCUCCUGCAGAAGUCAAAGGUACCGUGCCGGGUGGAGCUGAGGUCGGAUCAGUCGGGCUUCCUGAGACACUUGGAGCAGCGGGUCUUUCUCCUGUCCAGUGAGUUCCCGUUGUUUUCCAUCUACAUGUGGAGGGUAGGCGGUCUCCUCACCUCCUCGGACUCAGAAAAACCCUCCUAGGAGGCGUCAGUCAGGUUUUCACUCCGCUGUAAAUCCAAACAACAGAGAGGCUAGAGGAUAAGUCUUAGGUUGUUCUACAUUUCACUUACUGUCAACUCAGAAAGACCCAAAACCAAAUAAACGAUCUCUCCCUCCAGA